Messenger RNA from Punica granatum (pomegranate), 1581 nucleotides. The record is from RefSeq and is a predicted model, not a curated record. Lineage: Eukaryota; Viridiplantae; Streptophyta; Magnoliopsida; Myrtales; Lythraceae.
AUGGCGGAAGGGGAUCGAGUCAAUAUCUCCGAAGAAGUCAACCCACCGGUUCCGGCUCAUUCUCAACCACCCCCGAUGCACGCUCCACCGCCUCCGACUCCUGCAGGCAUACUCCCGGCGUAUUCGGGCGCCCCUCCUACACAUCUCCCGCCCCCGACGUCUUCAGGGGCGCCCCUUCCACCAGUCUCGCUGACAUCAUCCGUCUCCGACGACCAAGCCCGCAUCACAGCACUCGAGGGCACUGUCAACCAAAUGGCCACCAACAUGGCAAAGCUGCUCGCCCUGCUUAGAGGACCGAACCGUGCAUCCUCAAGCUCCACAUCUCCACCAGGACAAGGGCCAACAGUAGACCCGACUCCUCGGGUUCCGCCGACUCAAGCCCUGGAGAACAUGGAUGCGCCCGCACCACCAACACUGCAUGCAUCCAUGGCUCACCCUUUCACCAGCCCAUAUCCGCCUCCACCGGCCCCCACGGCCGUCCCUCUUCCACCGGCGACAUUCCAGUCCUCGGAGCAGGCCCUGUCCGCACCUCCUCCUAUCUCUAUACCGGUCCCAGCCGCGGCCUAUACAGCGCCUCCAACGAUGGUCUUCCCGGCAUCAAGCGCACCUGCUCUGACUCACCCUCAAGCUGCGGAACUUCCUCCGUACUCGUCUCUACAACCCCACGUCGGCCUCUCUUACCAGGCACCGCCCCCUAUAAACACUACCUUCCAUGAACUAGGCAUGCUGACUCAUGCGGCCCAGUUCGCCUCACCAAUGCACUUCUUCCCCGACGCUGACGUCGAACAAGAACGUAGAUUGAACCGAAUGGAUGAGACGAUACGAGCCCUACAGCUCCUUGCGGGCGAUCAGAUUCGACCGAUAUCCCCAGGCCCGAAUUUUGACCCGUCCGUUCAGGAUCAAUCUAAACGCUGCGAGUAUCAUCAAAGCGCGCCAGGGCACACUCUCGAUAAUUGUUGGAGGUUGCGAGACGAGAUCCAAAGGAGGAUCGAUAGCAACAGGCUCACCUUCAACGCCGUCAGGCCCCCGAAUGUGCAGGACAAUCCACUCUCGGACCAUAGGCCAAAUUCGGGGUCUUCCAUCAACAUGAUCUCCAUAUGCGCCUCAGGAAGGGACGAAGACACGCAAGACAACCCCCUUCCCUUCGUGAUCGACUACACUCCUGAGGAACCCACAGCCGGAUUCACGGGAAACGUGGCCUCGCCGGCCCCGUUCGUCAUAGACAUCCCCGCCCGGGAACCGUACUCAGACGGCAAGGUCCCCUGGACCUAUGAAGGAAGUAUUAGGAGUGUCGAACAGCAGUUUAGUGUCAUGGGGGUGACACGUUCGGGGCGGGUAUACGAGAAUCCGGCAGCCAGGGAUAAAGGGAAGGCACCCGCCACUGAAAUUGGGACAACGCCCGAAAGCUCGCCUUUUUCGUCUAAAAGGGUGAUCGAAGAGGAAGCCGAAGCAUUCAUGAAGAUCGUGAAGGCGAGCGAAUACAAAGUGGUCGAGCAAAUGGCCAAGUCCCCGGCCAUAUCUCAUUGCUCGCCCUCCUCCUCGGCUCGGAACCGCACCGAGAAGCCCUCCUCCGGGUACUGA